This is a messenger RNA of Folsomia candida, 2319 nucleotides long. RefSeq lists its product as uncharacterized. The record is from RefSeq and is a predicted model, not a curated record. NCBI's taxonomy places the organism in Eukaryota, Metazoa, Arthropoda, Collembola, Entomobryomorpha, Isotomidae. The coding region runs from base 1 to 2319 and encodes 772 amino acids. The transcript is spliced from 3 exons.
AUGCUGUUGUAUAAAACUGUGCGUCAAGUUUCAGUGGCACUGAGAGACGUAAGAAAUACAGUUAUUCCGGCAACGGCUACCAGCGGGUCCAUACCAACUGUAGUUUACACUAAUGUGAGGUUACCUAAAUUGGAAAUUCAACCAUUCCACGGUAACUAUUUGGAGUGGGCUACAUUUAAAGACUCGUUUGAAGCAGCAGUUCAUUCCAAUGCGAGUGUCUCGAAAGUGGAGAAAUUUACUUACCUCAAAGCGUUACUGAAGGGAGAAGCUGGCCGCUAUACUGCUGAUUUACCCCUGACAGAUGCACAUUACGAUCAGGCUUGGAAGCAAUUACAUGAUCGGUACGAAAACAAGCGUAUGAUUGCCUUUGCUACCUUGGAUAAGUUUUGCUCUCAGCCAAAAGCAACAGCAACGUCAAAAUCCGUCAAAGACCUUAUCGAUGCCGCAAAUAGAUGUAUCAGAUCCAUGGAGCUUCUUCAUUGUAAUCUGGAUGUACAUGCAGAACAAUUUUACAUCUAUCACAUCGCAAGCAAACUUGAUCCUGCUGCAAAAGACUUGUGGGAGCAUAGUCUUAAGGACAAUGACAUAAUCAAAUUGGCGGACCUAAUUUCAUUUUUAGAACGGCAUGCCAUGGCUUUCUGGGAAAUAGAAAAAUUACAGGACUCACAACUGCUCAGUGCUGAGGAAAAACGGUGUGAGGACCAUUUUAAAAAUACUGUUCAAAGAACCAAAGAGGGUGAGUUCAUUGUGAAAUACCCAUUUAAAACUCCUAAAGUGCAGUUGGGAGAAUCAUUAAAUAUUGCAAUUAAUCGUUUCAAGCAAGUGGAACGGCGACUCCAUAAAAAUGAACACUAUGUUACAGAAUACAAAAAGUUCAUGGAUGACUACAUAAAAUUGGGGCAUAUGAUAGAAGUGCCACCACCAAACAAAGAUAGCAACUUUAGAUGCUAUUUACCACACCAUUUUGUGUUAAAAGAAUCAUCUACCACGACGAAAUUUCGCGUAGUAUUUGACGCAUCAGCCAAAACGUCUAACGGCCUCUCAUUGAAUGAUACAAUGAUGGUUGGACCUACUGUUCAAGACACAUUAGCAAACUUAAUAAUGAGAUUCCGAAAGCAUAAAAUUGCAAUAAAUGCUGAUAUUGAAAAGAUGUACAGACAGAUUCUUGUAUCGAGUGAUGAUCAAGAGUUUCAACAUAUUGUGUGGAGGGAAUCGCCAGAUCAACCAUUUAAACAUUAUAAAUUAUUAACAAUUACUUAUGGCACGGCUGCUGGUCCGUAUUUAGCUACUCGUGUGCUAAGCGAGUUAGCAAACCAAGUUGAUGUUACAAUUGCAUCACAAGUGUUACAAGAAGAUUUCUACAUGGAUGAUUUAUUGUCUGGAGCUGACACAGAAGAGAAUGCGGUAAAACUUCAGCACGAAAUCAUUGAACUAUUGAAACGUUGCGGAAUGUCAAUCAGAAAAUUUACUUCCAAUUCCGAAAAAGUUCUUCUGUCUAUUCCUGAAGAUCUGACAGAAACAAAAUCUCUGACAUUUGAUAAAGACGCAACUGUAAAAACACUUGGAAUCUAUUGGAACCCAGCUCAAGAUUGUUUUGGAUUUAGAGCUGAUAUAUUUGGUAAUGUUAAAGUAGGUUCAUUAACAAAACGAGUGAUUCUAUCUGAAAUUUCGAAAUUAUUCGAUCCCAUUGGUUGGUGCGCACCCAUUAUAAUUAGUGCAAAAAUUUUAAUGCAAUCAAUUUGGAAAGCAAAUUUGAACUGGGAUGAUUUAGUGCCAAUAACAAUUCAACAAAAAGCGCAAGUUGGUCACUCAGGAAAAAAUCAACAGACAUAUUUGGUAGGAUUCAGCGAUGCGUCUGAACAAGCGUAUUCAGCUGUAGUUUAUUUGGUGUAUUAUGAUGAGCAAGGAAACGGAUUAUCAUAUCUGGUAUCCUCAAAGACUAGAGUAGCGCCAGUAAAGCAACAAUCGUUACCAAGGUUGGAACUUUGUGGAGCACUACUGUUAGCAGAAUUUAUGCCGUUAGUUGCAAAGGCUUUGAAAAUGAACUUUACUGAUAUGGUGGCCUAUACAGAUUCAACACUAACUCUUGGAUGGAUUAGGUCUGAACCGUAUAAGUAUAAAACCUUUGUUGCAAAUAGAAUUACCAAAAUUCAAGAAUUAAUUCCGGGAGAUAAAUGGGGAUUCGUUCGUGGAAUUGAUAACCCAGCUGAUUGUACAUCUCGUGGAAUAAGUGUACAAGAAUUUAUUAACCAUCCAUUAUGGUGGAACGGGCCGUCUUGGUUGAAUGAGAAACCACCUGUACCAAAUUUAACAAGUUAA